Messenger RNA from Papaver somniferum (opium poppy), 2200 nucleotides. RefSeq lists its product as uncharacterized. Gene Ontology annotation, biological process: metal ion transport; transmembrane transport. The coding region runs from base 287 to 1912 and encodes 541 amino acids. The record is from RefSeq and is a predicted model, not a curated record. Gene Ontology annotation, molecular function: metal ion transmembrane transporter activity. Gene Ontology annotation, cellular component: membrane. The transcript has 3 exons. Lineage: Eukaryota; Viridiplantae; Streptophyta; Magnoliopsida; Ranunculales; Papaveraceae.
ACAGGUCUACUCUGAGCUCCUCGAAAAGCAAAAUCAAAAAUAAACAUUAUUUCCUCUUUUACAAUCUUUUCCAGUUCCUUCUUCUUGCCCUAAACUCCCAGUUCUUAUUUUCCCCAAAAUUUGUAGAUUCUCUGUAACAUUCCUUCGAAUUGAUUCCUGGAUUACUCCUUCAGUUACAUCCAAGUCUUUAUCCAGUUUUGGCUACUGUACACUUUUCGGAGUUUAUAAGUUUGGCUGCUAUUAUUCAUUUUGCAAGACAUCCAGUGUGUCAAACUAAGAAAGUAAAAUGAAGCAACAAGAGAACAGUACAAAAGGUGUCACUAAAGAGAACCUUCCAGGGAGUGAACUUUGGACAGAUGGGCUUAUUUGUGCUUUUGAGUUUAUUCGAGGGGCCAGGAAGCAGACAACUAUCUCAAAACCUGGUUCCAGGACAAAUCUUGAUCGAAAUAUCAAUGGCGAAGACCCCAAGCAAGUGCCUAACGGUACAACUAAUUCUUCAGCUCAUGGUGUCCAAAAUAUCGAUCUUCUAGACUUUGAAUCACUCAUAAAGGUUGGGUCAGAUGGAAUUUCUUCUUCAGAUAACCAAAAAAUGGAUAAACCUAUAGGAAGUCAUUGGGUACCAAUUGGUUGGGAUCGAAUCGCUGAACUUGCCCAAACAGUUCAAGUUGAUGGUGGAUGGACCUCACAAUCUAUUGAGUUCAUGGAUGAUGAGGAUGAUUUAACGGUUGCGGAUGUUGCAGCUCCUUACUGGGAACGGGCAGCAGGGCCUACAUGGUGGUGUCAUGUGGUUGCUGGUCAUAAAUUCAUUGAUUCAUGGCUAACCAAUGCUCAGUGGUUACAUCCAGCCAUUAGUCUUGCCUUGAGAGAUGAAAGUCGGUUGAUCAGCGAUCGCAUGAAACACCUCUUGUACGAGGUUCCAGUUAGGGUUGCAGGCGGUGUAUUGUUCGAGUUGUUAGGGCAAUCAGCUGGUGAUCCUUUUGUUGACGAAGAUGACCUACCUAUUGUACUUCGAUCCUUUAAAGCACAGAACUUUUUAAUAUCUGUAUUGCAUGUUAAAGGAACUGCAUCACACAUUAAUGUGUUGGGUAUAACCGAAGUGCAGGAGCUUCUAGCCACUGGUGGUAGCAGUUUACCAAGAACAAUUCAUGAAGUAAUAGCGCAGCUAGCUUGCCGCCUUUCUCGUUGGGAUGAUAGGCUGUUUCGCAAAUCCAUAUUUGGUGCAGCAGAUGAAAUUGAAUUGAAAUUUAUGGACAGGAGAAACCAUGAGGAUAUGAAUCUAUUCAGUGUUAUUCUCAAUCAAGAAAUCAGGAAGCUAUCAAGACAGGUGAUCAGGGUUAAAUGGUCACUGCAUGCUAGAGAAGAAAUCAUAUUUGAGCUUCUCCAACACUUGAAGGGCAAUGCAGCAAAAAAAUUGUUGGAAGGAAUUCGAAAGAAUACAAGGGAAAUGAUUGAGGAGCAAGAAGCAGUUCGUGGUCGGCUCUUUACCAUUCAAGAUGUUAUGCAAAGUACUGUCCGUUCAUGGUUGCAGGAUAAGAGCCUUCGUGUUACCCACAAUUUGACCGUAUUUGGAGGUUGUGGUCUUGUUCUUUCGAUAAUCACGGGAUUAUUUGGGAUCAAUGUAGAUGGAAUGCCCGGGGCUCAAAACACUCCAUAUGCAUUUGCUCUUUUUUCUGGUCUCCUCGUCCUGUUGGGUAUCAUAUUGAUUGUAAUUGGAAUAUUGUACCUUGGGUUGAAAAGACCCAUCACUGAAGGACAGGUCCAAAUAAGGAAGUUGGAGCUUCAACGACUUGUUAAAUCAUUCCAACAUGAAGCUGAAACUCAUGCACAAGUUAGGCAGGAGUUUACCAGAAAUAACUUACCUCCAACUGCGUCGGAUAUGAUUCCUGGAGCAGAGUAUAUACUAAUCCACUGAAGAUACGUGCCAGGUUUGGGAGCUGAGCUGUUUUGUCAUUAACCCCGCCAACUUUUCAGCAAUCAAAGUAGAGCGGUGUUUAACAGCAUUCUCAAUGGUAUAAUAACUACUAAGUUCGAAAAUAAUGAUCAGGUGCUGACAAGUAGAAAAUUAGGUCGUCAACUUUCUCUCCAGAAAAAAGGUCUUACUAUUAACAUGUUCUGUAUUCAUGACAUAUGUUUCUAAAAAAGAAAGAUGUUUUUUAUGUAAUAAAAGUGAUUCUGUUAGCUAAGCUAAUACGUUUAUGCA